Messenger RNA from Patella vulgata (common limpet), 1446 nucleotides. RefSeq names its product translocator protein. Gene Ontology annotation, cellular component: mitochondrial outer membrane. NCBI's taxonomy places the organism in Eukaryota, Metazoa, Mollusca, Gastropoda, Patellidae. Bases 126 to 614 code for a protein of 162 amino acids. The transcript has 4 exons. The record is from RefSeq and is a predicted model, not a curated record.
CUGUUAUAGACUUUUAACCGAGACUAAAACUUCCGACUAGUUCAAGGGUUAAAAUAUCUGCUCAAAACGUAGAACUCUGUUGGAGAUUUGGAAAUAUUAAAAGAAAAUCUGCAGCAAACUCGAAGAUGGCUGAAUAUCUACGACCAGCAUUUGCAAUAAUUCUACCAAAUCUUGGUGGUAUAGCUGGUGGUGUCAUAACACGUAAAAGCAUCCCCAACUGGUAUGAGCAUUUAAAUAGACCAUCUUGGAGACCUCCAAAUUGGGCGUUUGGUCCAGUGUGGACAUAUCUGUACAGCUCCAUGGGAUAUGCUUCCUAUUUAGUUUGGCGGGAUGGUGGAGGAUUUGAUGGUGAAGCCAGACUUCCUUUAGCGGUCUUUGGUACUCAGCUGGCAUUAAAUUGGGCAUGGACUCCCAUAUUCUUUGGUGCUAAGAAACUGGGUCUGGCAACCAUUGAAAUAGGAGCAUUAUGGGGCACUAUCCUGGCCACAAUUAUCACAUUUAACCCCAUCAAUAAAACUGCCAGUUAUCUUCUGAUACCCUAUCUUGGCUGGGUAUCUCUGGCUAGUUGUUUAACUUAUAGUAUCUGGAAGAACAAUAAAGAUAGACGUGAUUAAAUUAUCACUAAUGUGGGAAUAUUCCCAUAUAUUGAUUGCAUCUAUUGUUUAUUUACCAUAAAAAUACUCCAGUUAUACUUGUAAUGGAGUCGCUUGUUUAGAAAAAACAUAUUCUUAAAAUUGUCAGAGCCGUGAAUAAGGCUUUGGAAAUUGUCAGUAUUAUUUUUCUCCUUCUCAGACAUAAUACAAAUUAUUUAUAUAUAUAAACUAGAUAAGAACUUUUAAGUCCCUAUGAUGCACUAUUAUAGAUGUCUAUAACAUUUUGGGGAUUUCAUUGUAGCACCAUUAUCUUUAGGUCCCCAUGAUGCACUAUUAUGGUGUCUAUAAAAUUUGGUCCUUCCAUUGUAGCACCAGUAUCUUUAAGUCCCUAUCAUGCACUAUUAUGGAUGUCUAUAAAAUUUGAGUCCUUCCAUUGUAGCACCAUUAUCUUUGGGUCCCCAUGAUGCACUAUAGAUGUCUAUAUACAUGUAAUUCAUAUUAAAUGUCAGUGCUUCUUGGUCAUGUACAUUAAUCUACUGUAAAAAAUAUGUUAUAAAUCAAAUUCUAGGUAUAUGUAUAUGUAAAACUCUCUCCACAAAUUGCACAAUUUUUUUAAAUCUCACAUUUUCAUGGUCAUUUCAGGAUUGUUAAUUCAUUUCCUUAAUAUAUUAAAUACCAUGAACUGGUAUCAAUACUGUACAUGUAUCUGUUUUAUUUUUAUAGUUUGUUAUCUUGGUAUCAUGUAUCUAUAUAGACGUUCUUCCGUCAAACGAUUUGUAUUGUAUAAGUGUAAAAUUCAGCUGUUAGGGUAUUUGGUACAUAGCUAUAUAGAUGAAAUAUUUAUAAUAAAGUU